Oncorhynchus masou masou (cherry salmon) is the source of this 2438-nucleotide messenger RNA. RefSeq names its product Kv channel-interacting protein 2-like. Bases 159 to 836 code for a protein of 225 amino acids. Gene Ontology annotation, molecular function: potassium channel regulator activity; calcium ion binding. Gene Ontology annotation, biological process: regulation of potassium ion transmembrane transport. The transcript is spliced from 8 exons. Gene Ontology annotation, cellular component: voltage-gated potassium channel complex. Lineage: Eukaryota; Metazoa; Chordata; Actinopteri; Salmoniformes; Salmonidae. The record is from RefSeq and is a predicted model, not a curated record.
GAGAGAGAGAGAGAAGAGCAGCAAGCAGCCACACUUUACACACCCUUUCCUUUUUCUUCCUUCUUUCUCUCUUUUCACUGUUUUUCUGCCUUGUCGAAUCCCCCAACACUCGCCAUUACCCCCACCUUGUGACUAUCACUAGCCACUACAGAGUCAAGAUGAGCCAUUGCAGGAAGAGAUGCAAGAGACAGCUGACUAAAGUGUUUCGCUUUUUCUACCGCUUCCUCACAGGGACACUCGAGAAAGACAGCGUAGAGGAUGACUUUGAGUUGUCCACUGUGUGCCAUCGACCAGAGGGGCUGGACAAACUACAGGAGCAGACCAAGUUCAACAAGAAGGAACUACAAGUUCUCUACAGGGGCUUCAAGAACGAGUGUCCGAGUGGAGUGGUGAAUGAGGAGUCCUUUAAAACCAUCUACUCCACAUUCUUCCCCCAGGGAGAUUCGGGUGCGUAUGCACAUUUCUUGUUUGAGGCCUUUGACACUAACAAGAAUGGAUCGGUUAGUUUCGAGGACUUUGUGUUUGGUCUGUCUAUCAUUCUGAGAGGAACGAUAAACGACCGGCUAAACUGGGCCUUCAACCUGUACGACCUGAACAAAGACGGCUGCAUCACCAAAGAGGAGAUGAUGGAUAUAAUGAAGUCUAUCUAUGAUAUGAUGGGGAAGUACACAUACCCCUGUAUGCAGGACGAGGCACCCAGGGAACAUGUGGAGAGCUUUUUCCAGAAAAUGGAUCGUAAUAAUGAUGGUGUGGUCACUAUUGAUGAGUUCAUCGAGUCAUGCCAAAAGGAUGAGAAUAUCAUGCAGUCCAUGCAGCUGUUCGACAACGUCAUCUAGGAGCCUCUGACAUAGGAAAGUGGCUGGAGGACAGGGGAGGUGUGUGUGUGUGAGUGUGCACCACAGGAGGUUGGUGGCACCUUAACUGGGCAGGAAUGGCUUGUGGUGAUGGUUGUAGAGAAAUAAGUGGAAUGGUAUCAAAUACAUCCAACACAUGGUUUCCAUGUGUUUGAUGCCAUUACUUUUGCUCCUAGCGGCCAUUAUUAUGAGCCGUCCUCCCCUCAGCAGCCUCCACUGGCAUGCGCGUGUAUUUGUAUGUGUGCGCAUGUGUGUGCGCAUGUGUGUGCGCGUGUGUGUAUGUGUGUGUGUGUGUGUGUGUGUGUGUGUGUGUAUUUCUUUAUGCCCUCACUCCAAGCCAAAAGGGGGUGCCUCCUCUUAUCCAGCCCUUCAUCUCUCCCAGAGACAUAGAGAAGAGAGGGGCUGGUGAUCCACACCCACAUCAAGGACCGGUUCAGGAGUGAGCAACGUUACAGAACAUUCAGAUAGAAAUGUGUUGUGUAGAACAAAUAUGAUUGCCUGUCCUGUGUAAUAGGGAGUCAAUCGGGUCAGCUCUAUUCGUUACGUCUAUAUGCAACUUUUGGAGUGCUUUGUCUGGUUGAAAACACCCCUGGUUCGUUAACUAUUGUAUUAUUUUAACACUCCUGUUUCUGACACAGCUGCUGUAGCAUGCUGCCUGGCCUCAAUGUAGGAUAAAGUCCCCCAUACUCACUGACCAAUUGUCAGUUUUGCAUGUCCCCGCCUAAUGGUUAAGGUUAGGGUCGGGGGUGGCUAAUCCUAGAUCUGUGGUUCGAGGCAACUUCUACCAGAGCAGCUGGACCCCUGACACUGCUGUCAUUAAAACUAAGGUAACUACCGCCACUUAGUGGACAAAAGGAGGAAAGGACACUUGGAAAAGAGACAAUGGAACUGAAGGGACUGAGGAUCUGAAGGAUGAGACUUCUUGCGAACAGAAGACAGAGACAGAGUUGUUUUUAAUAAGGGACUGAUUUGAAUAUCGCAAUAAUGAUGUCACUAAUAAUAACUUGUAAAUAUAUACUGAAAUACUCCAAAGCCUGUCUGCCUGUCUGCUGUUGCUAGAGUCAUCCACAGGUGCCUCGCUCCGUGUGUGUGUGUGCGCGUCCGUGUGCGUACUUGUCAUUCCUGUCUUUGGUAGGAAUCCAUUCCAAUUUCAACUCCAUAUGAGGCCUCCUUUGUACUAACACUAACGUAUGCUGACUGUUGUACCUCUUCCAAUUACCCUGCGGUCAAGAACUACUAGACAGUCUAAUGUGGGGCUGAAUUGAUGAACAUGCUACUUCGACCCUCUAGGCUUCAGUAUACUCCUCACCGUAUUUACAGGUGACUAGCUGAUGCAUGGGAAUAGGAGUUGAAACGGAAAUGUCUGGCUUAUCAAAUACUGUAAUGCGUCAUAUUAUGCCUAUCUUUCAUUAUACUGAUCAUGCAACUGAAACGGGAAGCAUUUCUGUUUAGAUCGACCAUGAAAGAGCAGCAACAUGUCGAGGACAAUUCUACCUGAUACAGUAUCCAAGUUAGGCUUCUUGUUUCAUGUCUACGUACACAAAGUCAGGCGUGGGUGUUGUAGUGUGUUUGUGUGUGCGUGAA